AUGCUUAUUGGAGAAGCCGAGCACUGGUGGAGAGGUACCCAUUAUAUGCUGACUGCCAGAGGGGUGGUUGUGGACUGGGAUUGCUUCAGGCGGAUGUUCUUGGAGAAGUACUUCCCUGAGAGUGUAAGACAUGCCAAGGAAGCUAAGUUCAUGCGCUUACACCAAGGAAGGAUGACCGUUUCUGAAUAUGCGAUGAAAUUCAAGCACCUAGCUCGUUUUUAUUCGCAAGGCAUCGCCGAGGCUUGGAAGUGUCAGAAGUUUGCUGAGGGAUUGAAAUAUGAUCUGAAGAGGGUGGUGGUGCCUAUGGCCAUCACUGAAUUUCCAGCCUUGGUGGAGAAGGCGAAGGUGAUUGAGCGGUUGGAAGGGGGUAAUGAUUUUGUACCAGAGUGGUUUUGGAGCAAAUUACAGUCUUUAAAUGAGCUGAAUAUGUCUUGCAACAGCCUCAAAGGUACAAUUCCAAAUUUACCAAUCAAGCUUACUGAUUAUAAUGUUAUAAUUCUAGGAUCAAAUCAACUUGAAGGUGAAAUUCCAACUUUUUUAUCACAAGCUUUUGCAUUGGAUCUAUCCAAAAAUAAGAUUUCGGAUUUAAAUUCAUUCUUUUGCACGAAAAGCGCAACCACAGCUAUGCUUACUUUGGAUUUAUCAAAUAAUCAAAUAACGGGACAACUGCCCAACUGUUGGAAACAUCUAAAAAAUUCAUUAGAAUAUCUUGAUUUAAGCAAUAAUAAAUUGUCAGGGAAGAUUCCAAAGUCCAUCGGUACUCUUGUUAAUUUGCAAGCUUUGGUCUUACGAAACAACAGCUUAACUGGAGGCCUACCAUUCACAUUGAAGAACUGCUCUGAUUUAGACAUAUUAGACGUGAGUGAAAACUUUUUGUUUGGUCCAAUACCCUCCUGGAUAGGAGAAAAUCUUCAAGAAUUGAAAAUCUUGAGCUUGAGAGUAAAUCGCUUCUUCAGAAGUGUUCCAGUAAACCUAUGUUAUUUGAGCCAAAUUCAUUUCUUGGACCUUUCAAGGAAUAAUUUGACUGGAAGAAUCCCUACAUGUCUGGGGAAUUUUACUGCAAUGAUGGAAAGGGAAAGACCACAUAAAUUUAGUAUGUUUCGAAAAAUAACUUCUACAGCUGCAUCUCCUAAUAUUUACGACUCUAACGUGUUAUUCACGUGGAAAGGUCAGGAUUAUGUGUUUCGGAAUCCCGAGUUUCUUUUAAAAAGCAUUGAUCUCUCAAGUAAUGAUUUAAUGGGUGCAAUACCAAAAGAGAUUGGAUAUUUAGUUGGAUUGGUUUCUUUGAAUCUAUCAAGAAACAAAUUAGAUGGAGAAAUUCCUACUGAGAUCGAGAAUUUAAGUUGGCUAGAAUUUCUGGACUUGUCAAGAAACAAAUUCUCUGGCAAAAUUCCAUUUAAUCUUUCCAAAAUUGAUAGGCUUGGUGUGUUAGACUUAUCCAACAAUGAUCUCAGUGGAAGAAUCCCAUGGGAAGGACAUUUGGAAACAUUUGAUGCCUCUUGGUUUGAAGGAAAUCUUGAUCUUUGCGGUAAACCACUCAACAAAAGCUGCCUUGGAGACAAGACAACAGCAAAGCCUGAAGAACCAGCAGUCCAUGGUGAAGAAGAUAAAUCAGUUUUCAAUGAAGCAUUAUACAUGAGUUUGGGGUUAGGAUUCUUUGCAGGCUUUUGGGGAUUAUUAGGGCCAAUAAUACUUUGGAAACCAUGGAGAAUUGCUUAUCUGAGGUUCUUAAACAGAGUGACAGACUAUGUACUUGUAACAGUUGAACUGAAUAUAGCCAAGUGUUGUAGAUGGGUGGAAAGCUACUUAACUGGAGGCCUACCAUUCACAUUGAAGAACUGCUCUAAUUUAGACAUAUUAGACGUGAGUGAAAACUUUUUGUUUGGUCCAAUACCCUCCUGGAUAGGAGAAAAUCUUCAAGAAUUGAAAAUCUUGAGCUUGAGAGUAAAUCGCUUCUUCAGAAGUGUUCCAUGGAAGAAUCCCAUGGGAAGUCCAAAGUCCAUCGGUACUCUUGUUAAUUUGCAAGCUUUGGUCUUACGAAACAACAGCUUAACUGGAGGCCUACCAUUCACAUUGAAGAACUGCUCUAAUUUAGACAUAUUAGACGUGAGUGAAAACUUUUUGUUUGGUCCAAUACCCUCCUGGAUAGGAGAAAAUCUUCAAGAAUUGAAAAUCUUGAGCUUGAGAGUAAAUCGCUUCUUCAGAAGUGUUCCAGUAAACCUAUGUUAUUUGAGCCAAAUUCAUUUCUUGGACCUUUCAAGGAAUAAUUUGACUGGAAGAAUCCCUACAUGUCUGGGGAAUUUUACUGCAAUGAUGGAAAGGGAAAGACCACAUAAAUUUAGUAUGUUUCGAAAAAUAACUUCUACAGCUGCAUCUCCUAAUAUUUACGACUCUAACGUGUUAUUCACGUGGAAAGGUCAGGAUUAUGUGUUUCGGAAUCCCGAGUUUCUUUUAAAAAGCAUUGAUCUCUCAAGUAAUGAUUUAAUGGGUGCAAUACCAAAAGAGAUUGGAUAUUUAGUUGGAUUGGUUUCUUUGAAUCUAUCAAGAAACAAAUUAGAUGGAGAAAUUCCUACUGAGAUCGAGAAUUUAAGUUGGCUAGAAUUUCUGGACUUGUCAAGAAACAAAUUCUCUGGCAAAAUUCCAUUUAAUCUUUCCAAAAUUGAUAGGCUUGGUGUGUUAGACUUAUCCAACAAUGAUCUCAGUGGAAGAAUCCCAUGGGAAGGACAUUUGGAAACAUUUGAUGCCUCUUGGUUUGAAGGAAAUCUUGAUCUUUGCGGUAAACCACUCAACAAAAGCUGCCUUGGAGACAAGACAACAGCAAAGCCUGAAGAACCAGCAGUCCAUGGUGAAGAAGAUAAAUCAGUUUUCAAUGAAGCAUUAUACAUGAGUUUGGGGUUAGGAUUCUUUGCAGGCUUUUGGGGAUUAUUAGGGCCAAUAAUACUUUGGAAACCAUGGAGAAUUGCUUAUCUGAGGUUCUUAAACAGAGUGACAGACUAUGUACUUGUAACAGUUGAACUGAAUAUAGCCAAGUGUUGUAGAUGGGUGGAAAGCUAGCACUAGCAGUUUGUAGCAGAUUAGCUUCAAUCUGGGAUGAAAGCUUCAUGGAUUGUUAAAUGUGUAAGAUAUAUAGUAUUGAUGUUUCUAGUGUAAUGUAAUGUAAAAUUGUGGUUUGCAGAUUUGAUUUUUUUUCUUCUUUUUUUUUGUAUGAUCUCUUUGUAAUGUAAUGUUAUUUUAUUUUAUUUUUAAGUCAUGACUAUCGAUUCCUACGUAUUAAACAAGAAUUUUUAAUUUGUGUGAGAGAUUUUUUAGAGACUU
Cajanus cajan (pigeon pea) is the source of this 3315-nucleotide messenger RNA. The record is from RefSeq and is a predicted model, not a curated record. Lineage: Eukaryota; Viridiplantae; Streptophyta; Magnoliopsida; Fabales; Fabaceae.